AUGGAAGACUCACAAAGACCACUCUUGCGUGAACUGUCUUCCGAACGCAGUGACUCAACUUUCGAAACUGCUCGUCGGUACACUCGUCGCUAUCUGAACUCAAAAUUCGGUCACUAUGCCAUCCUGCUCCUGGUAUCCCUCGACUGCACAUGUAUCUUUUCCGAAUUUGUGAUUCAGAUUCUCAGCUGUGAGGGAAGAAUUUCCGAGUCGCGAGGUCAUGUCGCGCAAGAAGCAAUAGGCAUUGUGGGUCUAGUCUUUUCUUGCUUGUUCAUGUUGGAACUGCUGGCAAGCAUAUGGGCAUUCGGUUUUCGCUUUUUCCGUUCCAAGUUUCAUUGUUUCGAUGCGACGGUCAUCGUUGCCAGUUUCAUCGUAGAUGUUCUUCUGCGCGGCAUUCUUGAAGAGGUCGCCUCCCUGGUUAUCAUCCUACGUCUCUGGCGUGUUUUCAAGAUCAUGGAAGAGCUGAGUGUUGGUGCCCAAGAGCAGACAGAGGCACUGCGUGAUCGGAUCGAAGUGCUUGAACGAGAAAAGUCGCAGAUGGAGGUCGAACUGACCAGGCUUAGGUCUACCCAAGACUCAUACGCUUGA
Aureobasidium musti is the source of this 585-nucleotide messenger RNA. Lineage: Eukaryota; Fungi; Ascomycota; Dothideomycetes; Dothideales; Saccotheciaceae. The record is from the annotation of a GenBank genome assembly.